Molecule: messenger RNA, 379 nt
Organism: Eurypyga helias (sunbittern)
Lineage: Eukaryota; Metazoa; Chordata; Aves; Eurypygiformes; Eurypygidae
Gene: EPSTI1
Product: epithelial stromal interaction 1 (breast)
Exons: 5
Source: RefSeq, a predicted model, not a curated record
CAAAACCAAUGAAUUAUUGAACAGAUUGGAGUUGGGUUUGCCAAAGAGUGAUUCCUGUCAGAUUGCUAAUCGUGGCCCAGAAUCUACAGCAUGGACUAGGAGCCACACUUAUAAGCAAGCUCUUCGAGAGGAUGAAAACAGAAAAUUAGAGGAAAUUAAGCGAGAACAACGGAGGAAGGCUGAAUUAAUGGAUUUUAAACAGAAGGAGGAAGAGGAAGCCAGGACAAGAGCCCAUCAAAACGAACAAAGGAGGGUGAAUAAUGCUUUCCUGGACCGACUCCAGAACAAAACACAACCUAAUAACCUCUACCAAUCUGGAUCUUCGGGGAGUCUGGACUACUUCAGUAAGAGUGCCUGGGAGUCAGACUACUUGGAAUAA